CUAUGCAAGUUUUAACAGAAUUUCUGGCUAAUAAUACCUCAUUAGAGAGGGUCUUCAACCUUUUUAACAGUAACCCUAAACAAAUGUUAGCCUUGUUUCAGAACCGCAUGUAGUUCAGGGAAAGAAAUUGGAGAUAUUUUUAAAAUAGCUAACGGUAUCUGAUUUGUAAUGGGGACGCCAUCAGACAAAAGUUGGAUGAAGUCGUACCGAUUUAGUUCAUGUUAUAUUCAAGGGGUCAAAAAUUUUCUGAAUGUUGCAAAAGACUUUACUGAUUCAAAUGGCAGAGUUCGAUGUCCAUGCAAGAACUGCAUCAAUAUUUAUUUGAAGCCAUUGCAAGAAGUCAAAAUGGAUCUAUAUCAAUAUGGAAUUAGUGAAAACUACACAAACUGGGUGCACCAUGGUGAGACUUCUCAACCUCGUGAUAGUUUUGAUGGCUCUAUUUAUUCGGACAAUGAAUUGGAGGAUAGUGGAAAUGAUGUUUCAGAAAUGUUAGAUGAUAUGUGUAAUGCAACUUUUAUGGACACCGACAUGGAAGACAGACUUGCCAAUCAAGAUAAUAACAUGCUAGAAGGAGAAGUAGCAAAAUUUGCUAAAUUUAAUAAGUCAUUUUUUUCGAAUUUGGAGUUGUUCAAGGAUGCACUCCCGAAAGGAGAAACCCUUCCAAGCUCAAGUUAUGAGGAAAAUGAAAAUCUUGACACGUGUCCAACUUGUAAGGCCCCUAGAUGGAAAUUAGGUUUCGAAAAACGCAAGAAGAUUGCUCAAAAAAUUCUUAGACACUUCCCUUUAGUACCUAGACUUCAGAGGUUAUUUAUGUCUAAAGAUAUUGGUGAAAAUAUGAGGUGGCAUAAGGAGAAACGUGUAGAUGAUGAUACGGUUAGACAUCCAGCUGAUGCUACGUAA
This is a messenger RNA of Mercurialis annua (annual mercury), 900 nucleotides long. RefSeq lists its product as uncharacterized. The coding region runs from base 169 to 900 and encodes 243 amino acids. The record is from RefSeq and is a predicted model, not a curated record. The transcript has 4 exons. NCBI's taxonomy places the organism in Eukaryota, Viridiplantae, Streptophyta, Magnoliopsida, Malpighiales, Euphorbiaceae.